AUGGUCUACACCUGCUGCUCCAACAGUAGAGACACUGGCAAACCCUGUGCUCAUGGGCCCUAUGGCCCUGACACACAGGUAGUUUUGUUGUCUGCUACAAUGCCCUCUGAUGUCCUUGAGGUGACCAAGAAGUUCAUGAGAGACCCCAUUCGGAUUCUUGUCAAGAAAGAAGAGUUGACCCUGGAGGGUAUCCGUCAAUUCUACAUCAAUGUGGAAAGAGAGGAGUGGAAGCUUGACACAUUGUGUGACUUGUAUGAAACCCUGACUAUCACCCAGGCAGUAAUCUUUAUCAAUACCAGAAGGAAGGAGGAUGGACUCGCUGAGAAGAUGCAUGCCCGGGAUUUCACUGUUUCCGCCAUGCAUGGAGAUAUGGACCAAAAGGAACGAGAUGUGAUCAUGAGGGAGUUCCGGUCUGGUUCUAGCAGAGUAUUAAUUACCACUGACCUGUUGGCCAGAGGCAUUGAUGUGCAGCAGGUCUCCUUAGUCAUCAAUUAUGACCUUCCCACCAACAGGGAAAACUACAUCCACAGAAUUGGUCGUGGUGGUCACUUUGGCCGUAAAGGUGUGGCUAUUAAUAUGGUGACAGAAGAAGACAAGAGGACUCUUCGAGACAUUGAGACAUUCUAUAGCAAAUACCUACUUUUAACAAGCUGA
This is a messenger RNA of Mesocricetus auratus (golden hamster), 654 nucleotides long. RefSeq names its product eukaryotic initiation factor 4A-I-like. Gene Ontology annotation, molecular function: RNA helicase activity; RNA binding. The record is from RefSeq and is a predicted model, not a curated record. NCBI's taxonomy places the organism in Eukaryota, Metazoa, Chordata, Mammalia, Rodentia, Cricetidae. The coding region runs from base 1 to 654 and encodes 217 amino acids. The transcript is spliced from 2 exons.